This is a messenger RNA of Loa loa (African eye worm), 276 nucleotides long. RefSeq lists its product as hypothetical. The record is from RefSeq and is a predicted model, not a curated record. The transcript has a single exon. Bases 1 to 276 code for a protein of 91 amino acids. NCBI's taxonomy places the organism in Eukaryota, Metazoa, Nematoda, Chromadorea, Rhabditida, Onchocercidae.
AUGGACAAAAACAAACAGGCAAACAAACAAACAGACAAACAAACAAAUAGACAAGCAAAGAAGCAAGCAAACAAACAAACAAGCAAACAAACAAAGAAACAGACAAACAAGCAAAUAAACAAGCAAAGAAACAAACAAACAAAGGAACAGAUGAACAAACAAGCAAACAAGCAAAGAAGCAAGCAAACAAACAAACAAGCAAACAAACGAACGAACGAAAAAAACAAUAAACAGAAACAAACAGACAGACAAGCAAACAAACAAAGGAACAAAUAA